This is a messenger RNA of Tribolium castaneum (red flour beetle), 2343 nucleotides long. RefSeq names its product PWWP domain-containing protein 2A. The transcript has 6 exons. The record is from RefSeq and is a predicted model, not a curated record. NCBI's taxonomy places the organism in Eukaryota, Metazoa, Arthropoda, Insecta, Coleoptera, Tenebrionidae. Bases 204 to 1937 code for a protein of 577 amino acids. Gene Ontology annotation, molecular function: chromatin binding. Gene Ontology annotation, cellular component: chromocenter; nucleus.
UCUCACUCAGUGUCGCCACCCGUCGCACUUGUCACAUUCCUAACCAUAAAAUAAAUUCGUCCACAGCCCAAAACUAACUUUUCCUUUCAUUUCCUUUAAACAAUUUCCAUUUCCUGUCUGAAUAAACUCCAAGUUUCGUUAAUUUCCCCAAUCCCGAAUUUCCAAGCACAUUUUCACGUCGGUUUUAAUUUCCAUUUUCAAAUAUGGCGGACCAAGAAAGUUGUAAGGACAUUCAGUUAUUAAAAAGGACAAGAAUUUCAGUUUUCGUCGAUGAAGCCUUACCAGACAUUCUAGUAGUAACGUACGAAUUCGGCGUGAAAAUAUUCAAAGGAGUUCUCCUUGAUUCCACCAAAAGAAACCUCCCCUGUGGCAUCCCCAACCUCAACCCCGCAUUUAAAGUGUCGGUAAAACCGAAACACGAAGAUGACAGUCUUUACUCAGUCAACCAAAGAUUCGCCUACACAGAGCCCAGCACUGCAAAGAAAAAAAACGUUCAAAUCCCGAGUAAAUACAAGAACAAUAAAAUGACGGUGAGGCUGCGCCCUCGUCAAGUCUUGUGUUCAAAAUGCAAAGGAAUUUGCAACGAAAACUCGGAAAAUGUCUCGCGGAAACGCAAACCGACGGAAAGUGUUUUGUCUCCGCCUGUCAAAAGGGGGCUCAAUGCGCCGAUCACUCGUUCAGUGUCGAUUCACUCCGAACUCAAUAAGAAGAAACUGGGCGAAGCCACCUUAGUUCCGAAACUUACGCGUUUGACUCCUCAGGAGGAGAAAGACGCCAUGAAUGGGAAAAUUGUCACAUUUAAAAAGCCCCUCACUGCUGUUUCGGAAAACACCCAGAAGCCCUCCUCUGACUCAGACUCGGAUGAGAGCGACACCGGCCGCAGAAUCCUCCGAAAGAAACGCAGCGUUGGCUCAAUGGAAGACCUCUGGGACGAGAGUGUCUUUGAAGAGAACGCCAACAAAAACAACAACGUCAACACGCGCACGAUUAAAAUCUCGUAUGGCCCCCAGGGCGAAGGCACAGUCCUGAAAAUCCCUGCACAGAUUGAGAACCUCAAAGAGGAGGAAAUUGAAGAAAAAAGUGAUAAUAAAGCGGCGCGAAAAGCACUAAAAAAAGCCAAAAAGGAGGCACGGAGAAAAGUUGUGUUCACUUUGGGUGGCUCUUCGCCAAGGUACACCGUCGGAAGUGCGUCCCCGAGACAUGGCUUAGGGAACAACAGCCCAAGGUACAUGUGUCCAGAUUUGAGCAUACCGAGGAGGAGGAAGCACAAAAUGAAGCAUAAAAAGAAGCAUAAGGAGGAUCGUAAACACAGGGAGGGUGAGGUAAGUUCAACUCAAGAGGACCCAAAAGAGCAAUGCAUCACCCAAAAGCUGUCAAUUAACUUAAAACGACUUAACAACACGUAUGCAUCUUAUCCUACUGCCCCCUCUGACAAAACCCCCGAAGAGAACACGUCCAGUUCCGAUGAACACAGCGAACAAGUUCCAGACUUCCCUCCACCAACGCCACCUAUAAUGUUGCGCAUCAAUUCGCAAACAUUAUCGAGCGCACCGACAGCAGAUGGAGGCCGUAUGUUGGUCGGCGAUGUCGUCUGGGGCAAAAUCCACGGCUUUCCUUGGUGGCCAGGCAAAGUGCUCACCAUCACGAACUGUGGAGGCCAAGGGCCCCAAGCGCAUGUCGCAUGGUACGGUUCCUCAACGUCGUCACUAAUGCAGUGCGAUCAGUUAAGUCCAUAUUUAGAAAAUUUUAAGAUACGUUACAAUAAGAAAAAAAGGGGGCCAUACAAAGAAGCCAUCAAGCAGGCGACGCUGGAAGCGAAGGAAAACGCCGAAAUAAAGAUGCGCCAACCUUUAGGAAACUCACCUUCCCAUAAUAUCAUCCAACAGGUGGUGCCACCUGCUUUGGCGUCGCCUAGAGAAAUUGAUGUUGUAUCAUAAUGAAGCAUUUUUCUCCUCCUUGUUUGGUGGAACAUACAGGUUUUGUUGUAGCGUGUUUAAAUCACGCUCAUCACCCUGUAUAUACUAAAUGUGUUAAUAGCUACUACUGCGCAUUGAUGUAUUCUUUUUUAUAAAGUACUUUAUAUUUAUACAGAAAUAUUUGUAUGCAGCAGGCGUAACAUGUUUCUUAUUUUAAUUCCUGAUAUUGUAUCAUCUCUUGUAAAGAAUAUUUUUUGUGAUAACUUUGGAUGAUUGUUUUCAUAUUGAAGUGUUUUAUUCAAGAUUUUUAUAGGGUUAAGUCAUAGUUACUACUAUCUGUUAAACAAUAAUCAAUAUAUCUGUGAUUUUAUUCCUUUAGAAACAUGUAAGUAGUAAAAUUAAAUUAAUAAAGUCAUUUGGUACUAAG